GUACCCAUUUCCCAGCAAUUUUGUUUACCAUGUUUUAAAAAACUUUUAGGUGUUAUAUUUUUUUGAAUACCUACAUAUUAAAAUGAAACCAGAAACAGAUUAUGCAGAAAAAAUAAACGAAAUUUCAAAACAGUUUUUGUGCGUAUACCCAUUAAACAAUUUUAAUUGGCAGAAUAUUUUCAAUAUAUUUUUGCUAGAAGAUGUACAAGAGCUACUUCUAAAUAAGACUGUUAAUUCAGAAUUAGUAUUAAAAUAUCCAAUUCAAAUAAAGUAUCAAAAAUUAUUCUUAAAAUAUAUUUUGGAUAAAUUGGAAAGCCUACAGGCUGCCUCAGAAAUAGAUUUAGAGGAAUCUACAAUUCACGACGACCUAUAUUCGGCGUACGGCCGCUUGGUAGCAGCAGGGGACAGUGUGGAAAAGAAUUACAAACAUUACUCAUUGGGUAAGGAGUACAAGGUCAUUACCUUGAAAGAAAGUAAUAGUUUGAUAUCAGAUGGAACGACGGGACUGAGAACCUGGCAGGCUUCGCUAGCAUUAUCCGAGUGGAUAAUUCAAAAUAGCAACUCAUUUAAACAGCAAACUGUUUUAGAAUUGGGUUCAGGGGUUGGUCUUACAGGAUUAGUUUUAAAUAAUGUUUGUCAAACAAAAACCAUAUAUCUUACGGAUUGCCAUGAAGCUGUGUUAAAAACUUUGUGUGAAAAUGUAAAGCUAAACGUUAAUGGAAGUCACCUUGAUACCACAGACGAUAUUGAGAGUCAUAAUGACUGUAGCGGUUUAAAAAACUGCUGCGUUUAUAGCAAUACUGACACUUCCACUAUAUCUAUCUUAAAUUUACCAUGGGAAAAUGUUACGCCCAGUAUAUGCAAAGAUCUCGGAGUUAUAGAAAAAGUUAUAGCAGCCGAUAUUAUCUAUGACAAUGAUCUCUUUCAAUCGUUAAUUAACGCUAUGAAAUGUCUCAAGGAAUAUUGUGGGGUAGAAGAAUUCAUUUUUGCUUGCACGGAAAGAAACUCAGAAACUUUGGAAGAGUUUUUAAUGUUAACAAAAACAGUAUGUCCACGUAUAGUUGAGCUUCCUGUACCACUUCAAUCGAAAUUUCUUUGGCCAACAGACACGCCAGUUAAAAUUUUUCAAUUCAAGGACUGAAUAAUUAAAGCUAAUUGCCGUCAAAAGAAUAAGUAAUGUUUUAUCAAUCAAUAUCACUUGCUUUAAUAAAUUUGUUAUGGAUA
Diabrotica virgifera virgifera (western corn rootworm) is the source of this 1224-nucleotide messenger RNA. Its product is annotated as protein-lysine N-methyltransferase EEF2KMT. The coding region runs from base 83 to 1141 and encodes 352 amino acids. NCBI's taxonomy places the organism in Eukaryota, Metazoa, Arthropoda, Insecta, Coleoptera, Chrysomelidae. The record is from RefSeq and is a predicted model, not a curated record. The transcript is spliced from 5 exons.